AUGGGGUCUCACUCGUCUGACGAUAAUAUCUACCUCCUAGGCCGAGAUGAGGCCGAGACCGAACGGCUUAAUAAACAACAUCGCUUUUUGGUGGCAAUCUCCGGUGAUACAUUGAUUCAUCCUUCGAUACCCAAAGAUACGAUUUCGGCGGUCGCGGAUAUCGGCACUGGCACGGGAGUCUGGCUCGAGGACUUUGCUACAAAACACCCGGAUCCAUCCUCUCUCGAUCUUCACGGCUUCGACAUCUCCCCCGCCCAGUUUCCCACCGCACAUGAAAUCAUACUCGCAGGAAAGACACGAAUCCCACUCUCCGUUCAUGAUACCCUGCUACCAUACCCGCCUGAGCACCUCGGGCGCUAUGAUCUCGUACACAUCCGGCUCCUGACAGCCGGGCUGAAACAAGGCGACUACACCGUUCUAUUAAAGAACGCACGAAGUUUACUGAAACCAAACGGCUACAUCCAAUGGGAAGAAGUCGACACAACAUCAUUCUGCACCAACAAAACCCCCGAACUUCCCGCAAUAACCACAAUGCGCAACACAGUCAUCGACGCCAUGCUAAAACUCGGUCUAUGGCCCUUCGCCCCACAAACUGUCUACGACGAGAUCUGCGCCGGCGGGUUUCAACAUAUUCACCGGGAAACGUAUACCACGGAGGGGAAGGAGCAUGUACAUGGUAUUGUGACGAAAUGGGUUGCUGGUGUGAUGCGUGCGUUGGUCCCGCCGUCGAUGGUUGCGCUGGGAAAGGCGGAGAAUGAGGAGGAGGCGAGAAGGAAGGUGGAUGUGCUUGUUGGGGAGUUCGAGGAGCAUUGUAAAGAUGCGCUGGCGUUGGUUUCGUUGGGGGUUACGGUUGGGCAGAGGAUUGAUUGA
Penicillium subrubescens is the source of this 870-nucleotide messenger RNA. Its product is annotated as putative LaeA-like methyltransferase. Lineage: Eukaryota; Fungi; Ascomycota; Eurotiomycetes; Eurotiales; Aspergillaceae. The record is from RefSeq and is a predicted model, not a curated record. The transcript is spliced from 4 exons. The coding region runs from base 1 to 870 and encodes 289 amino acids.